Haliotis rubra (blacklip abalone) is the source of this 1816-nucleotide messenger RNA. Its product is annotated as zinc finger protein 501-like. Gene Ontology annotation, biological process: regulation of cytokine production; regulation of immune system process; negative regulation of transcription by RNA polymerase II. The record is from RefSeq and is a predicted model, not a curated record. NCBI's taxonomy places the organism in Eukaryota, Metazoa, Mollusca, Gastropoda, Lepetellida, Haliotidae. The transcript is spliced from 2 exons. Bases 509 to 1816 code for a protein of 435 amino acids.
GGGGAAGAUAAUUUGUGACACAUUAGUGGCAGAGGUAUGCUGUCGCGGUGAUGUGGCAUUUGUUGUGGAAUGGAGCUUCCACAACAAGGCUGAGAGCCAAGUAAUCUGGUCAGUUUAAUCUGGAGUGGUCUUCUCAGUGAAGUAUCAGAAGAUGACAGUCAUUAUUUGAGGUCAGCAUAAAAUAUUCAAGAAAUCUUUCUCCAUCACCGUUAUGGAAGAUGAAAGCAGAGUACAGAAAUAAAUCUUGGGAAAAUUACGCAAAACACUUGAUAGCAAUUAUUGAAUUAAUCUUGUGAAGCAUUUGAGAUUAGAAUCCAUCAAGCCAUGUCAGUGUAGGGAGUGUGGGAAAGCACUGACUGAAUCAGGCACCUGGAGAAACACCUGAUGUACUGCAAUGGAGACAGACCAUAUCUGAGUGUGAGAAAUCGUGUACAAGUGACCUGCAGAGGCACAAGAUGUGUCAGUAGGGAAUCAAGACUAUUUUUCAGUGAAUUGAGUUUGGGAAAGCAUGUUCAUGAUCAAGUUAUCUUCUGAUACAUGUGGACAUAUGAUGUCUAGCGGUGCUGUUGAGCCUCAGAGUAAUGAGUGUGGGAAAGAAUUACCUCAAUUUUGUUUCUUGAAGUCAGAUGCUGAAGUUAACAUAGUGAGGGAUGGUUGUGAAUGUGAGCAAGUCUCUGGAACACUUGAACUGUCGAGGUGUCAGGGUGAUGUCAGUCCUUAUGAACAGACCGAGUAUGAAAGAACUUUGACACAAGCAGACGACCAACAGGAAGAUGUGAUGUCUCAGAGUGGAGACAAGUUUCAUGAGAGUGGUGAGUGCGGUGAGUGCGGGACAACAUUCAUCCGAUCAAGCGACCUUCAGAGCCACCUAAGAUGUCACAGAACUUUGACACAACCAGACGAGCAGGAAGAUGUGAUGUCUCAGAGUGGAGACAAGUCUCACGAGUGUAGUGAGUGCGGGAAAACAUUCAUCCGAUCAAGCGACCUUCAAAGGCACCUACGAUGUCACAGUGGUGUGAAGCCUUACGAAUGUAGUGUGUGUGGGAAGACGUUUACCCAAUCCAACGACCUGCACAGACACAUGAUGAGUCAUAGUGGGGUGAAGCCGUACAAAUGUAGUCAGUGUGAGAAAGCGUUUAGACGAUCCACUGACCUGCAGAGACACAUGAGUAGCCACAGUGGAAUCAAGCCUUUUGUAUGUAGUGAAUGUCAGAAAGGGUUUAGCCGAUCAAAUGACCUUAAAAUACACAUGAGGAUUCAUACUGGAAUCAAACCCUACCAGUGCACAGAGUGCGGGAGAGAUUUCCGAACGUCAGGUGGUCUGAAAUCACACUUGGACUAUCACAAUGGUGUCAGGCCCUUUAAGUGUAGCCAGUGCGAACAAGCUUUCAGACAGUCAAGCCAACUGGUGGCGCAUGUGAGACGUCACAACGGCAUUAGACCUUUUGAGUGUGGUGAGUGUUUGAAGACGUUUACAACAUCCAGAGGCCUGAAGACUCAUAUGAAGUAUCACAGUGGAGUCAAGCCAUUUGCGUGUACGGAGUGUGGGAAAGCAUUUGUCUGUUCGGGUCAGCUUCAGAUCCACACUAGGACUCACACUGGGAUCAAGCCAUACCAGUGUGGUGUGUGUGUGAAAGCGUUUACAACUUCUGGCAAUCUGAAGGCUCAUAUGAGGAGUCACACUGGAGAAAAACCUUUCCAGUGUCUUGAGUGUAAGAAAGCAUUUACAGAAUACAGCAGUCUUAGGACACACCUCAAGUGUCACAUUAGAGCCAAGAAAGAUGGAUGUGAGUCGGUAUCUGAAUCUGUUGUUUGA